This is a messenger RNA of Synchiropus splendidus (mandarinfish), 5401 nucleotides long. RefSeq names its product POC1 centriolar protein homolog B (Chlamydomonas), like (gene galnt4). Gene Ontology annotation, cellular component: Golgi apparatus. The transcript is spliced from 11 exons. The record is from RefSeq and is a predicted model, not a curated record. Lineage: Eukaryota; Metazoa; Chordata; Actinopteri; Syngnathiformes; Callionymidae. The coding region runs from base 187 to 1944 and encodes 585 amino acids.
GCCAGGCAGCCAACGUGGAGGAGAGGAUGUGGGUUUGCUGACAUCUGCACGACAGUGGUUGAACUGGGAGACGACCGCAGUCUCUGGCUGACACGCAGCGGCCCACGCAGCCUCGGAGAAACUUCAAGACAUGUGACUUGUCGGCAAGAGGCUGGUGUCCUGUAGGACACUUUGACAUUUCCCGUGAUGAGGGGACGCAUCUCCAAAAAGUUGGGUGUGGUGGCGAAAGCCUCCUUUCUUCUCUGGCUGCUCUGGAUUGGAUACCUCCUGCUGGCACGUUCCUCUUCCCCGUCGUCUGAUGCCGUUGUGCCGAAAGACCCAGAUCACUUGGACUUUCAGGCCCGGCAAGUCUCGGCACAGCUGAGCGAGUCUAGCACAGAUCUGUCCAGACCACUCUAUGUUAAACCACCACCGGAUAGCAGCGCGCCGGGGGAAUGGGGUCGCGCCACGCGCCUCAAUCUCAGCCCUGAGGAAAAGAAGCAGGAGGAGGCCAGUGUGGAGCGCUACGCCAUUAAUAUUUACGUCAGCGACAAGAUCUCCCUCCAUCGCCACAUUCAGGACCAGAGGAUGUCAGGAUGUCGGAGUAAAAAGUUCGACUACCGACGAUUACCCACCACGUCAGUGAUCAUCGCCUUCUACAAUGAGGCCUGGUCCACUCUGCUGAGGACCAUUCACAGCGUUCUGGAGACCACGCCCGCGAUCCUGCUGAAGGAAAUCAUCCUUAUUGAUGACUUCAGUGAUCGAAGCUACCUGAAAUCCAAACUCGCCGACUACAUCAGUAAUCUGGAGCGUGUGAGGCUCAUCCGCACUAAUAAAAGAGAAGGACUGGUCCGGGCACGUCUUAUCGGUGCCACUUAUUCAACGGGGGAUGUCCUGACCUUCCUUGAUUGCCACUGUGAGUGUGUUCCGGGCUGGAUAGAGCCGCUCUUGGAAAGGAUCGGGGAGAACGCCAGCACUGUGGUGUGUCCCGUCAUCGACACCAUCGACUGGAACAACUUUGAGUUUUACAUGCAAACAGACGAGCCCAUGAUUGGCGGGUUUGACUGGAGACUGACCUUCCAGUGGAAUUCAGUUUCUGAAGUGGAACGCAGGAGGCGCAAAACCAAAACCGAGCCACUCAGGUCCCCCACUAUGGCCGGUGGAUUAUUUGCUGUGAGCAAAGCUUAUUUUGAGUAUCUGGGCACAUACGACACUGGCAUGGAGGUGUGGGGGGGAGAGAACCUGGAGCUUUCUUUCAGGGUGUGGCAGUGUGGCGGCAGCCUGGAGAUUCACCCCUGCUCUCAUGUGGGCCACGUCUUUCCCAAAAAGGCUCCGUACGCUCGACCAAACUUCCUCCAAAACACUGUGAGGGCUGCAGAAGUUUGGAUGGAUUCCUACAAAGUGCACUUCUACAACAGGAACCCACCAGCCAAAAAGGAGUCUUACGGGGAUAUUUCGGAGCGGCUGGUUCUGAGGAAGAAGCUCAAGUGCAACAGCUUUGACUGGUAUCUGAAGAACAUCUACCCUGAUCUCCAUGUGCCAGAGGACAGGGAGGGAUGGCACGGAGCUGUGCACAACUUAGGAAUGCUGUCUGAAUGUUUGGACUACAACGCACCAGACCACAAUCCCACAGCAUCCCACAUUUCUGUCUUCGGCUGCCACGGACAAGGCGGCAACCAGUACUUUGAAUACACGUCCCAAAAGGAAAUACGUUUCAACUCUGUCACUGAGCUGUGUGCUGAAGUUCAGGAGGGACAGAGCCAAAUCAGCAUGAAGCACUGUCCACACGACGGGGAGGUGAAGCCAGCCAGCAUCAUCUGGGAGUUCAGAGAGGAUAAAAGUAUCUACCACCCGCAGUCUGACAAGUGCCUCGCUGCUUAUCGCACGGCAGAGGGCCGGGCCGACGCGCAGAUGAGGCGCUGCAACCCUCAGGACCGAGACCAGCAGUGGAAGUUUGUGUGGUAGAGAACGUGGCAGGAAACCUCAAGUGACCUUCUCUGACUGAGUGCAAUUACUGCGGGGAAAGUCUCCUCCCUGCGCUUCACUGGAAAAAAAAAAAAGUGGCAGCCAAUGUUUCAUCUGCUCAUUUGCACCGUUGUGAAUGACUGAAAAACUGAGUGGAAAUGAUCAGGCUACAUUUUUGUUGCUACCAUCCAAGUGCCUGUGCAACCACGAGCAGCCUCACACACCUGAAGUGCCACAGGCCACGUGCAGUGAAGACAUGGCACCAAUUCUUAUUUAAUUCCUGUUAAAUGUAUUCAGUUUUGUUCGGCCUGGAAAACGUAUUUAAAAGUCAUCACAGCCUUUUUUUUUUCCUAAUAAUGGAAUUAAUUCCCCGUUUUUACUUCUAUUAGAUGGCGCUCUACAUUUUAUUCGUCCCUCUUUUAUUCCUUUUAAUGACGUGCCAAAUCUGUGUAAUUUAAACACCAUCGGCUUUCACGCACACGAUGGCUUAACAUUCCUGACAAAUGCACUGAAACACUUUUUAAAAAUGGAUAUGCAGUUGUUGGACUUGUGGUGGCGCUACUUUAGGAGCUGUCAAAUGUUGAUGUUCAAGAAAACAGGUAACACUGGAUUAGCAUGACAGCAUGAAGGAGUAACAUUUUCUUUUAAAUUAUACGCUCAAAUAAAGUGAUAGUAGUGAGGGAAAUACAUUUUUUUACAAUUAGUUUAUAUACAUGUCACUCUAAGAUAAUAUUAUAUAUUACAGAAUAUUUAUUUUUCAAAAAUAAAAAUGUAUCAUUGUAUAAAUUAUUGUUUUAAAAAAUGUUGAUCUAAAAAAUUGAAGUCAUAAUUUGACAAAUAAUAAAUUACAUGACCAUGUUUCACAAUUGAUGAAAUGUUCAAUGCUUAAUAAUUCAGUUCUCUUUCAGAAUUCAACGUAGCAUUUUGGGCUGGACUGAGUCGGGUCUCAUUUAAACGCUAGUUUGUUGUAAGAAUGAAGAGCUAAAAUGGCUCGGCACUCACAGGUGUCACCAGCCGUAGCAUCACUAAACCAUGAGAUGUGGUCUCUAAAUCAGGUUCUGUGUUAAUUCUCAUUCAUCAUUCAUCUAGUUUAAAUCGUAGAAAUGAACAUUAGGGAGAAACAACUUAGGAGAAAACUCUUGGUUUCUUGACUUUGGACACCAGAGAUGUUCAUUCAGCAUUUGCAGAUGUGCCUGACAGGAAUGUCGCCAAGGUGUUAAAACUAAUAAGUCCGUCAGUCAUUGUUGACAUGUUUUGAAGUGGAUGAAACGCGUCAGGGAUUUGGUCCAAAGGCUCCCGUUACAAGGUUUAAUCACACAUUGUUUCAUGCUGUUCAGACCACACUCCUCUUGUGUCUCCUCCGAGGCCUUAAACUUGAACUGAAAAUGUCUCCACACUACACUGUGUUUCCUGUAAUCUUCCCAUUCAUGGUGUGUCUUGUGUUUCCUGAGUGUAAUUGUGUUCUUGAAGGAACCACGUGUGGACAGUGGUGACAGAGGCUCUUCGUAAACUACUGAUUUCAAAGGGAUGUAAUGGACAAUGACUUGAAGGGAAGACGAGAGAGUGUGGGGAAUGUGUUGUGUAAACUACUUCGGAUGGUUAGAGAAAUAAAUACAAGUGACUGCAGAUAUUUGUGUUUGACGUGCGAAACUAUGCUUCCGUUUCUUUAAAAUGUUCAGUGCGGUCUUGAUGUCAUGGAAAGGGGUUUGAUUCACCCACUAUUUAAGAUCUAUGACUCCACCUAGUGGUCAAUACCUCAAUUUCACUUUUUUGUUUUAAUUGGAACGGAAAAUCUUGAUUUUCGUGACAGAGAUUGAGAUAUGAACGAAACAUGUAUUUAAAAAAUCUGAAUAUUAUUUCAAAAAUAGGAUAAUCAUUGCACAAAAUGUUUUAUCUGUAAAUAAGAUAAUACUAUCUGAAAAUACUGCAUGAGGAAAGCUCAAAUAUACCUUCAAACUCAAAAGCUCAAACAAAAGAGCAACUACAUGAAGAAACAUUUUGCGUUAUUUAUUCAUUUUGACCCAUAAAAGUAGUUACAUAUUAUUAGCAAACUAGUUAACAAGAGCAAUACAUCAUGAAACAAACACCAAUCUGGCAUAAUAAAACUAUUAUGAUACUGCUGGUAAAGGUGUUGAUCAUUCUACAAAAAUGUAUGAGUCACUUGGGUGAAUCGUUUCAUUUUGACUACAACAUGUUGAUAAGUAAUAGAAAUGUCAGUAAAUUUGCUGGCAACCUAUGACGGACGAUCAAUCAAAUUGUUAAGAGACAAACUGAUACAUUGAGGAAAAGGAAUACUGCUGGUAUUUAUAGAUAUAGAAGUUAUUGAUAUUUUAAUAAGGCAAAUACCUCUAAUGGCUCAUCUUUCUUGCAUAUUUGGACCAGAAUGGUUUUGUAUAAUUAUUUAUUAUUCUUCUGAUGCCACCUAAGUUCAUCCUUAUUAUUAUUAUUAUUAUUAUUAUUAUUAUUACAAUUCAGAAAAAUGCUUGGUUAGCAAUAAAAAGUGUCAACCAAUGGAUGGAUGGGUUGGCAUAUUAAUUUGGCAACGCUUUGACAACCUGACUGAAGUGUUGUUUGCAGCUGACUCACAUUUUUAUUUGCUCCUGUGAUGAAUGGCUGUGAACUAUCCGUUGCAUGGAAAAUGUCAUCCAUCAUCUGCUCCCAAAUGAGGAAACGUCCUCAUGCAUUAACACCAAUAUUGUGUCUCUGACAGACACGACAUGCACAGUCGGCCGUGGUAAAUUACAACACUCUGGCUGACUUGUUGCCUCCUCGUGUCCCUUUGUGCUUUUCACAAUAUGGGUACUCGAUCAAACACUCGAGUUACCAACCCCUUAAUUAUUUAGCUUUUUAAUUUGCUUAAACAUACGUUUUGUGUCAGAUUUCAUGUUUGCUGUCGAGAGUUUUGAGAUCGGUUGCAGAAGAAUGAGCGGGAAGGUGGCGCGAUAUGACUUUUAUGAUCCCUCUCACCGCACCUGCUGCUGCAUUAUUUAUAUUUAAUAUGAGUGGGCGUGUGACUGGGGGGGAAAAAGGGAAGCAGAAAUGGACGGCAUUUUCAGCUGCAUUUGGAAUGGGAAAACAUAGCUAUAUUAUUGAAAAUGGUACAUGAUCUUCAAAUAGUGAAUCAUUGUCAUUUUUUAAAGUUGUAAAUGCAUCUUGUCCAGUUGAGGGAUCUUGAGCGGUCUAUAAUAACCCAGUCGAUUCAUGGCAGGAUGUUUAUCCAAGAUGUUGGCUCGGGUUAGAUAAAUCCUGAUGCUAGUUUGACACACACAAAGCCAGCAUCCCAGUGAGGAACUGUGCAACUGUUGAUCACCAUUCUAGAGUAAAGACUUCCUGAAUCUCGCCUGUUUCCUCCCAGUAAAGUCCAUUCUCUGAAAAAAUAACUUGAAGGCUCGAGUGCUGGGUUUCAUAGAAAUGAAUGAGGUUUUUGUGGCUCAUGACAAGCUGUUCUUCUUUCUUU